GCUGAACUCAAUAGGUUUGUUAAUCAAUCGCGUUUUUAAUAAUUUAAUGACGUUUUUGUUGCGUUUCUUGUUCAACUGUUCAUUUCGUGACUUAUUUGAUAACAUCAUUUGUUUGAAUGCUCAAAGAUGGCGACGAGCAGAAUGUUCGAGAAGAAAAAGAUGAGUUCAUGUGGGUGAGGCUCGUUUCAGGGGGCGCUCGUGACCAAGCCGGAGGACCAAUAGGACGCUUGGUAUUCAUGCUAGGAUCGCAAGUUACUACGGUCUGAGCCAAUCCUCGUCCUCCCAGUGCACACGUUGACGUAAUAUAAUAUGAUAAAGAACAGGGUGGGCCCGAACCGUUCGGUUUCAGUGAAGGAUUAUACUCGGCAGCCAGUGACAGGCCGCGCGGAGGUAACACUGGGUUGGUUGAACCAAUGAUGAUGUGCAGUUUUCUUGACUGGCGGGGGAGAAUGCGAAUGGGUUGGCCGAAAAGAUUGUUUCCGGAGUUUCAGGAUCUAGUGGGCGUGGCCAGCUUGACAGACAUCUUGAGCAGCGAAUGAAAAAAUGAGGGGCGGAGAAUGUCUGGGGCGGGUUACCCAAUGAGGUGGCUGGUGGUUUAUAAAAGGCCGGGUGUAUCCACUCCGUCGCCAUUUCAACGAGGUUGAGCACAGGACUGCGUCGUGGCGGGUCGCGGAGAAAACUGACGACCAGAGACGGAUCCUGGUUUUGAGUCUUUCCAAAAACAGAAUCCUGAUCCAUCCUGAUGGAUAUGGCUGUCAACCCGCCACUUGACAGCUCUUACUCUAUGCUUGAUGCUGGUUAUACUGGGUUCACGAUGGACCAGAACUCCGGCGCAGCUGGAAAACGCAUCAGGAAACCUUCACUGCUCUAUGAGGGCUUUGAGAGUCCUGGGAUGCCCCCCAUCAGUCAGCUGAUGCCCUCAGGACCCCCGCAGCCUGCAGUGAAGGACCCCAAUCGACAGGGGAGGAUGACCAACCAGCUCCAGUUCCUACAGAAAGUUGUGCUGAAGUCUCUGUGGAGGCACCAAUUCGCCUGGCCGUUCCACGAACCUGUCGAUGCCGUCAAGCUCAACCUGCCUGACUAUCAUAAGAUCAUAAAGACUCCGAUGGACUUGGGCAGCAUUAAGAAGAGAUUAGAAAAUAAUUAUUACCGCAGUGCUAAUGAGUGCAUGCAGGACUUCAACACCAUGUUUACAAACUGCUACAUUUACAACAAGCCAACAGAUGACAUCGUCCUCAUGGCUCAGUCUCUGGAGAAGGCCUUCCUGCAGAAAGUAGCUCAGAUGCCCCAGGAUGAGUUAGAACUGCCUCCUCCUCCGCCUCGCAGCAAAUCAUCCAAAUCCAGUAAAAAGAGCAGAAUGAUGGCAGUUUCAGGAGGAAUAACGACAGCUCAUCAGGUUCAAGCCGUCUCCCAGUCUGCGUACUCUCCUCCCACCCCAGAAACACCCGACUCCAUCCUCUCCACCCCCCCACAGACCAUCCUGGCCAAGAGCCUGACCCCCACGUUUCCUUCUGAACACAUGGCUGCCAUCACCAGCAUGCCCCACACGCAGCCCACCGCCAAGAAAAAAGGCGUGAAGAGGAAAGCAGACACCACCACUCCCACCACCGUGGCCAUGCCCAUCAUGAGCACCAUGGGGGUCAGCGGUAUCGGCCUGGGCAUGGGGAGUGGGCACGACUCCCCCCUGACCCUCACCUCUCUGGGGAUGGACCACAGCUCUCUGGGCAUGAACCAGGGUCUGGGUCCGGGACUGGGGAUGGACAUGGGUCGAGGAUCGAUGAUGAUGGGUUCUAAAUCGACAGCGGCGAGCAGGCGAGGGGUGAGCGGACGACCCAUCAAACCCCCAAAGAAAGACCUGCCGGACUCCAUCCUGCCCACGCCGGUGCGCCGAGGAAAACUGGGUCCACAGCUGCGUUACUGCAGCGGGGUCCUGAAGGAGCUGCUGUCCAAGAAACACGCCGCCUACGCCUGGCCCUUCUACAAACCUGUCGACGCCACCACGCUUGGCCUGCAUGACUACCAUGACAUCAUCAAACAGCCCAUGGACCUCAGCACCAUCAAGAGGAAGAUGGACAGCAGAGAGUACCGAGACUCGCAGCAGUUCUCAGCUGAUGUCAGGCUGAUGUUCUCCAACUGCUACAAGUACAAUCCUCCUGAUCAUGAUGUGGUUUCUAUGGCCAGGAAACUCCAGGACGUGUUUGAGUUCUGCUUUGCUAAGAUGCCAGAUGAGCCUCCAGCCCCUCCCAGCUCCUCGUCGUCCUCGUCCUCCUCCUCAUCAUCCUCCUCUGAGAGCGAGCUCAGCAGUGAAAGUGAGGAGAGCGAGAGCAGCCAGAGCUCUGACUCUGAGGAGGAGAGGGCGAACCGCCUGGCCGAGCUGCAGGAACAGUUAAAAGCUGUACACGAGCAGCUCACCGCUCUGUCCCAAGGUCCCAUUGUCAAACCCAAGAAGAAGAAAGAGAAGAAAGACAAGAAAAAGAAGAAAAAGGUUGAGAAGCAUCGGAGGGUAGAGGAGGACGUGAUGCCUGUGAGACCACCCAAAGCCCCCAAAAUUUCCAAGAGUUCCAAAUCAAAGAAUAAGGGAGUAGUUAAUCCCCUCAUGCCAACGAAGAAGACUCAAAAUAAGAAAAAAAACAAGUCCAAAAAGAACGGCAUGAUGUUCAACGUGCCCCAGCCCAUGCACGACCCUCUGGUGAGUCACUUCGACUCCGAGGAGGAGGAGGACACGGCUCCCAUGUCGUACGACGAGAAGCGCCAGCUCAGCCUGGACAUCAACAAGCUGCCUGGAGAGAAGCUGGGCCGGGUCGUUUACAUCAUCCAGUCCAGAGAGCCGUCGCUGCGAGACACCAACCCUGAGGAGAUUGAGAUCGACUUCGAGACGCUCAAACCGUCCACUCUGAGGGAGCUGGAGCGAUACGUCAUGACGUGUCUGAGGAAGAAACCUCGAAAGCCCUAUGCGAGUAAAGGUAACGUUGCUGGUAAGACUCGAGAGGAGAUCACUCUGGAGAAGCAGAUGGAGCUGGAGAGGCGUCUGAUGGACGUCAGCGGUCAGCUGAACUCUGGGAAGAAGCCUGCAAAGAUUAAAACUGAGAAACCUCCUUCAGAAGCUCACACGCAGCCGUCACGUCUCAGCGCCACCAGCUCCUCCUCAGACACCUCUUCAUCGUCCUCUUCAUCUUCAUCCUCAGACACGAGCGAGUCGGACUCGGGUUGAAUGAGCGGUCAGACGAAGGCUCCGGGUGUUCCUCCGGAGCGGACUGAAGUCAUGAAGGAUCGGGUGAGAACUGGUCCAGGGAGGCGGGGCUCUCCUGCAGUCCUGGGUGAGGAGGAGGAGGAGCAGGAGAUCGUAAUGGAGAACUUCCUCUCCUGAUGAAGAUCUGGAUCAUUUGUUGAAGGGAUAAGGGUGCUCGAGCCAGAAUCGGUGUAACUUCUGGAUAUUUCCCUUCCUCUGCUCCCCGUCUUUAUGCUGUAUAGAUGACGUGUACAAAUGUAAAAUAUCUAUUUUCUUUUAUAAAGAAGCCUUUUAUGAAGCUAAAUUAUUCCCUUGUUCUGGGAGAGAUUGAACUGGCGUGGACAGAUUGUGUUCAGGUUUUUGUUUGAGUGAUGAGGGGAGUAGGUGUGUGUGUGUCGUAUGAAUGUGUUCUGUCUGCAUGUGUGUGAGAUUUGGCACCACAAGUGCAUCCUUGUGAAGCUCCUCAUAGUUUUGAAGCAGAGAGUCGGCUCUGCAGAAGCACCUUGGGUAGAAAACAGAAUGCAUGCAAUACAGAGGAGCUGACGAGUUCACGUGACUUUACUGCAUCUUUACGUCUGUUAGUCGGCCGCUGUACAGAAAUGUGUCAGUUACAGUUUGUACGUAAAUAUUUCUGUUCUCAUGUUUGCUGUGUUUUUGUUUUUCCAUUCAUUACAAGUUCUGUAAACGUUUCUUUUUUAUUCUUUAUGACCAAUCUGCUAAUAAAUUGUGAGGACGUGUCUCGUCCACUCACCUGUAACAUCCUG
Molecule: messenger RNA, 3993 nt
Organism: Austrofundulus limnaeus
Lineage: Eukaryota; Metazoa; Chordata; Actinopteri; Cyprinodontiformes; Rivulidae
Gene: brd2a
Product: bromodomain containing 2a
Biological process (GO): chromatin remodeling; regulation of DNA-templated transcription
Cellular component (GO): chromatin; nucleus
Source: RefSeq, a predicted model, not a curated record